AUAGCGUCGUGCUUGCAGAGUUUUCAUGAUAUCAAACAUUAUAUCGAGUGCAGAUGAAUAGGAAACGGGAGAGGCCGAUUUUCGGAUAAAGAACACUCCGAAGUAUGAAUUUUUAUCGAAAGCUAUACUUCUCCAUUUUUAUAUGUUCUAUCAGUCUCAGUCAACAAAAUAUUCCUCCCCGCGUUUUGCCAAAGGUUUGGGACCCAGCAUUCAGUGAGUAUCUGACAACCAAACCAAAGGUUAUCAUUCUGGUAACCGCAUUCAGAUCUGGUUCGACUUUCAUGGGAGAACUAUUCAAUCAAAACCCAGAUAUUCUGUAUGAUUUCGAGACAUUUCACGCAGGGGCCCUGUCAGAGAGAAAAGGCCAGGGAAACUAUAAAGGAGAAGAUCCCAGACACACUGACGAUGAGCUGAACAUGCUAAUGUUGCAACAACUAAUCAACAACUGCACUAUAAUGCCCAGUGUUUUCCUAAACGCUCUGCAUAAGUACUGGCGAUGUCCUAAGACUACUAAAGAGAUGAUGGAGCUGUUCGGAGAGGAGACGUGUAAAGAAAACGAUUGGUUUAAGGGGCCGAGUAUUAAAGAACUUAGACAGUACCUCUGCAGGAAACGAGAUGCGGUCGUGUUGAAGGUAAUUCGUCUUCGUAGAUUGAAAGAUCUGGAGCUAAUUAAAAACAUUCACAAGGCGGAUGUGAAGGUGAUACAAUUGUUGAGAGACCCGCGAGGUAUGUUUAGAUCAAGAGGCGGAUUUAAAGACAUUUUUCAGAUAAGGAGGCACCAAUUACAGUGGACACAUCACGAGAAGUGGACCAAACUCGCUUACGAAGCUCAUACCGAGUGUGAAAGUUACAUAAACGAUAUCGAGUAUGCAGAAAAUAGUCCAUGGCUUAGAAACCGAUACAUGAAAGUAAAACAUGAUGAUAUGGCGACACAAUAUUUGGAGAUAGCCCAAAAAUUGUACGAUUUUAUCGGACUGCCACUUCCAAAUAUAGUUAAAGAUUUUUUGGAAGAAGCAGUUAACGCGGAGGACCCAGCCGAUAAUCAGAAGGACAAAGCGGGUGACGUAGGGAAAGGGGGUACGCUGAAUACAAUCAAAAACUCUAAAGCAGUUAACGAUAAGUGGCUAAAUUGGAGCAUUGAUAACAUCAGAAAUGUAGAUAGACAUUGUGCAAGGUUAAUUAGGAAAAUGAACUGGCCUUUUCUGCUGGAGGACACAAAAAGAUUCUUCGAGUUCGAGCCAAUUAAUUGACGUUUUUAAUACUUUUAUGCAAUUUUUACACGCCUAUGAAGCCUGAAGGGUUGUGACGGAUGGUUUAAAUAAUAGAAAUAUAAUUUUGAAGGAUAUAUAAUAUGUAUGGUAACGAUUUUUUGAAAUUUGUAUGGUUUUCAAAGAAAAGGGGAUACUUUUACUGCAAUAGGUAUUUAAGGUAGGUACUAUUUUGAUUAAAUAUAAGUUAAUACAAUUCA
Bolinopsis microptera is the source of this 1468-nucleotide messenger RNA. Its product is annotated as carbohydrate sulfotransferase 1-like. Gene Ontology annotation, biological process: sulfur compound metabolic process; N-acetylglucosamine metabolic process. Gene Ontology annotation, molecular function: N-acetylglucosamine 6-O-sulfotransferase activity. The transcript has 2 exons. NCBI's taxonomy places the organism in Eukaryota, Metazoa, Ctenophora, Tentaculata, Lobata, Bolinopsidae. The record is from RefSeq and is a predicted model, not a curated record. Bases 105 to 1250 code for a protein of 381 amino acids.